AUGGCAUGGGCUGACACCGAAUUCAUUGGAUGUGGUGCGAAGAAAUGUGAAAGCCCUUUUCUGCCGGGCAUGGAUGUGUUGUUCGAGUUUCGAAUGGCUUGCCUUUAUAAAGAAAAGGGAAACAUUUUGAAUUCGAACAUUUAUCAACAAGGAAAGGCCUGCUCUUCCUGCCCUUCUGGAUUCAAGUGCGAGGGUGAUUCUGGAUUGUGUGUCAGAAAUUAA
Caenorhabditis briggsae is the source of this 222-nucleotide messenger RNA. The transcript has 2 exons. Bases 1 to 222 code for a protein of 73 amino acids. NCBI's taxonomy places the organism in Eukaryota, Metazoa, Nematoda, Chromadorea, Rhabditida, Rhabditidae. The record is from RefSeq and is a predicted model, not a curated record.